This is a messenger RNA of Pelmatolapia mariae (spotted tilapia), 811 nucleotides long. RefSeq names its product hepatic lectin-like. The record is from RefSeq and is a predicted model, not a curated record. The transcript has 7 exons. Bases 22 to 741 code for a protein of 239 amino acids. Lineage: Eukaryota; Metazoa; Chordata; Actinopteri; Cichliformes; Cichlidae.
UUCAGCCCACACAGCAUUAAAAUGCCUGAAGAAGUGCUUUACUCUAAUGUGAUGUUUAUAAAAGCAAAGAGGGAGACCAAUGAAAGAGCUUCCCCAUUGGCUAAUCCCACUUUCUCUCAAGUCAAUAUUUCAAGGACUCAGCCAUCCACGACAGAUGUGCCUGAGCUUCCUCAACAAGCGGAGCUGAGCAGAAAGUCAAAGUUGCUCUCAGAGAGACUGGUCCUGCUGGUUGUCAUUGCUCUCCUGGCUGCUGCUGUCAUUGCUCUGUGUGUUACCUCAUUUAAGCAUGGACAUCACAGAGAGGGAAGACACAAACAGAAAGGUCAGACGAGUUAUAAAUGUGAAGAUGGCUGGGAGCAACAUAAAGGAAAGUGCUAUUAUUUCUCCAUCGGUAAAACCUCCUGGAACGAGAGCAGAGAUGAAUGUAGAGCUAAAAAAGGAGAUCUGGUUAAGAUAAACAGCACGGAGGAGCAGAAAUUCCUGGAGAGUAAACUGAAAGAAAUCAAGAACUCUGAUGACAAGUUCUGGAUCGGACUGAUAUACUCAGCUAAAAACAACACAUGGGUUUGGACGGAUGGAUCACAGCUGAACAAAAGUUUGACUUUUUGGAGCAACAAAGAGCAAGACUAUAGAAAUGGAACAAAUGAGCAAAGCUGUUUAAGGGUGGUGGGGAAAGGUGGAGCUAAUGAUCUGAAGCUUACAUCCUGCAAAAAGCCUCAAAGAAGUAUUUGUGAGAAAUAACUGAACACUGUAAAUAUGCAGUUGUCUAAAAUUCAGUCAGCCUAUAAAAUAGUCUCGGUAAAAAUACAGA